Messenger RNA from Carcharodon carcharias (great white shark), 4901 nucleotides. It is a transcript of the gene aldh1l2, whose product is annotated as aldehyde dehydrogenase 1 family, member L2. Gene Ontology annotation, biological process: 10-formyltetrahydrofolate catabolic process; biosynthetic process; one-carbon metabolic process. The record is from RefSeq and is a predicted model, not a curated record. The coding region runs from base 83 to 2845 and encodes 920 amino acids. Gene Ontology annotation, molecular function: formyltetrahydrofolate dehydrogenase activity; aldehyde dehydrogenase (NAD+) activity. Lineage: Eukaryota; Metazoa; Chordata; Chondrichthyes; Lamniformes; Lamnidae. The transcript has 23 exons. Gene Ontology annotation, cellular component: cytoplasm.
AACGCGCGGCAGGUGCUGUCAGAUUCGGGCUCGGUUGAGACUCCUGCUCUGCGCUCCGAUUCCGAACCCAAUCCCGGGCACCAUGCUGUGGGCCGCCAGCCAGGCUGUCAGGAGAUUCUCCACCACGGCGGCCCGUUACCUAAAUGUAGCUUUAAUCGGCCAGAGUCUGUUCGGGCAGGAGGUUUACAGUAACCUGCGGAAACAAGGACACAAGGUUGUGGGAGUGUUUACAGUCCCAGACCGGGAUGGGAAGGCUGAUCCUCUGGCUGUUGCAGCAGAGAAGGAUGGGACACCAGUAUUUAAGUUUCCCAAAUGGAGGCUGAAGGGAAAACCUAUUGUUGAUGUUGUUGAGGCCUAUAAAUCGGUUGGAGCAGAACUAAAUGUGCUCCCGUUCUGCAGUCAGUUUAUCCCUAUGGAUGUUAUUAAUCACCCGAGGCAUGGAUCGAUAAUCUACCACCCAUCACUACUUCCUCGUCACAGAGGUGCUGCUGCUAUAAACUGGACUCUUAUUCAUGGAGAUAAGGUCGGAGGUUUCUCCAUUUUCUGGGCAGAUGAUGGACUGGAUACUGGACCCAUUCUUCUGCAGAGACAAUGUGAUAUUGACCCAAAUGAUACCGUGGACUCGCUGUACAACCGCUUCCUGUAUCCUGAAGGAAUUAUAGCAAUGGUGGAAGCUGUGCAGCUAAUUGCAGAAGGGAAAGCACCUCGAAUAACUCAACCUGAAGAAGGAGCAACAUAUGAAGGAAUUCAGAGGAAAGAGAAUUCAAAGAUUUCCUGGGAUCAGCCAGCAGAAGCCAUACAUAACUGGAUUCGGGGCCAUGAUAAAGUACCUGGAGCAUGGACUCUCAUUAAUGGACAGGCAAUCACUUUGUAUGGUUCAUCCAUGUAUAAAGGUACAAUCCCAUCAGGCCAGCCGUUGGAGAUCAAUGGUGCCAGCAAGUCUGGCUUGGUAACCAGCAAUGGGCUGGUUCUCUUUGGCAAUGAUGGAAACAUGUUGGUGGUUCGAAACCUUCAGUUUGAAGAUGGGAAAAUGAUUCCUGCCUCCAAAUAUUUCUCUUCUGGCGACAGUGUCGCCGUGGAACUGACUGAAGAAGAAAAGAAAGUCGCUGAGGAUAUAAAGGCUAUCUGGAAGUCAAUUCUGAGCAAUGUUGAUGUCAUUGAGGAUGCCACAGAUUUCUUCAAAUCUGGAGCAGCUUCCAUGGAUGUGGUCAGGCUGGUUGAAGAAAUCAAACAGAAAUGCAGUGGCCUGCAGCUGCAGAAUGAAGAUGUUUACAUGUCAACAAAGUUUGAGGAUUUCAUCCAAAUGGUUGUGAAGAAACUGAGAGGAGAGGAUGAAGAGGAGGAACUGGAGGUGGAUUAUGUUACGAUGGAUGUAAAUGACAUGACUGUGAAAAUGCCACACCAGUGCUUCAUAGAUGGCAGGUUUACAAGUUCAGAGGAUGGAAAGACAUACAAUACCAUCAAUCCCACUGAUAGCUCCGUGAUCUGUGAAGUGUCCUAUUCAUCGGUUGCUGAUGUUGAUAGAGCUGUGGCAGCAGCAAAGGAUGCAUUUGAAAAUGGACAGUGGGGAAAGAUGAAUGCAAGGGACAGAGGGAGAUUGUUGUACCAACUUGCAGAUCUGAUGGAGGAGCACCAGGAAGAACUUGCCACCAUCGAGGCCAUUGAUUCAGGGGCUGUGUACACUCUCGCUCUCAAGACACAUGUUGGAAUGUCCAUUCAGACAUUCAGAUACUUUGCAGGAUGGUGUGACAAGAUCCAGGGUUCUACAAUCCCCAUUAAUCAAGCACGUCCCAAUCGUAAUUUAACAUUUACAAAGAAGGAACCACUUGGUGUCUGUGCGAUUAUCAUUCCCUGGAAUUACCCACUCAUGAUGCUGGCUUGGAAGAGUGCAGCAUGUCUGGCUGCAGGAAACACGUUAGUACUGAAACCAGCACAGGUGACUCCACUAACUGCACUGAAGUUUGUUGAAUUGGCAGCACGAGCUGGUUUACCAAGAGGAGUCAUCAACAUUCUUCCUGGAUCAGGUGGCCUUGUUGGACAGCGGCUGUCUGAACACCCAGAUAUUCGCAAACUGGGAUUCACAGGAUCCACCCCAAUUGGAAAACAGAUCAUGAAAAGCUGUGCUGUGAGUAAUCUGAAAAAGGUCUCUUUGGAACUGGGUGGAAAAUCGCCGCUCAUCAUCUUCAAUGACUGUGACCUUGACAAGGCUGUGAGAAUGGGAAUGGGAGCGGUCUAUUUCAAUAAGGGGGAGAACUGCAUUGCUGCUGGCCGUUUGUUUGUUGAAGAGUCUGUCCAUGAUGAAUUUGUUCGGCGAGUGGUUGAAGAGAUUAAGAAGAUGAAAAUUGGUGAUCCUUUGAACAGGUCAACAGAUCAUGGACCACAAAACCAUAAAGCUCAUCUGGAAAAGCUGCUUGAAUAUUGUGAAAUUGGAGUGAAGGAAGGAGCAACACUGGUAUAUGGGGGAAAAUCCGUUUUACAACCUGGUUUCUUCAUGGAGCCAACAGUGUUCACUGAUGUGGAGGAUGACAUGUUCAUUGCCAAGGAGGAAUCUUUUGGACCAGUGAUGGUCAUUUCUAAAUUCAAAGAUGGAGAUGUUGAUGGAGUAUUGCAUCGGGCAAAUAAUACAGAGUUUGGUUUAGCAUCGGGAGUUUUUACAAGGGACAUUGGGAAAGCGAUGUAUGUGAGCGAUGGACUUGAUGCUGGAACUGUAUUUAUCAACACAUAUAAUAAAACUGAUGUUGCAGCUCCUUUUGGGGGCUUCAAACAGUCUGGAUUUGGGAAAGAUUUGGGCGAGGAAGCUCUUCAUGAAUAUCUCCGAACCAAAGCUGUGACUGUGGAGUAUUAGAUCCUUACUACAAAAACAUCUCUUUUCUUUCAUUGGCCAUACUUAACCCGGUAUACAGCAAAGGUACAACUCAACUGUACAGACUGAACAUUUUGGUACAACUGAACUGUACAGACUGAAUCCUAGUGUACGACUCUAACUAACUUGCCUCUUAAUGAUGGCACUCCAAGAGAAGCAUAAAUCAUAACCGCAUUUAAGUUGUUGAUGCAUUGACAUCUCCACAUGCCUCAAUGUCUUAAUAUACCUCGAAUAAUCACUUCUUGGUGGUUUUAAAAUCUCAGCUCAAGUUUCUGCUUUACAUGCAAUCACCUAUUCGGAUGCAAACUAUGUUCAAAAUUGCACUAGCUCUCAGAAGCGUUUUAUGCUCAAACUCAUUUGUAUGCUGGACAUAAAAUCUUCCAUGAACUGGUGCAUUCAGGCAGUGUAUUAAAACUUUUCCUAUAAAUUUACAUUAAAAAUGUUCCUUAAUAUAUUUAGUGGUAACCUGGUGCAGUUUUAUUAACAGAGCUGCUAAUGGGUUUAUCACAAAAAAGCAUUUUUAAUCAGUAUCUAAUCCACCACUUUGUUUUAAGUAACUGAAAAUGACUUUUAAAAAACUAUAUUCAUCAUUUGCUAGUUACAUUGGUUUACAAUAGUCAGUUUCAUUGUAAAUUUUAAAAGGUGCCUAUAAGUAUCCUCACAACUUUAAAAUAAAAGAGAGAGAGCUUAAUAUUAAGAGCUUCCUUAAUGGUCUAAAAAUGGGUGCAAUCACAGAAGCUCACCAUGGUGAUUAAUUCAGUCUGGGGAAAUGGGCAGUUCUUUGGGCAGACACAAGUGAUUUGUAACCAGCUCCAAAGAUCAUGGCAAUUCGAUUUGCACUGGACGUAAUUUGCACUUGAAAGCCCUCAAACUUUUAUGCUGGAUUUUGGGCUGAAUUGUGCUGGAAAAAUCAGUGCAACUUUUGGUAUCUUUUAAUUGUGCAACUUUAAUGAAAAUUUAAAAAGGUAAUUUAUUUUGUCCAACAAAACCUGACAUGAAGGAAAAGAUGGUGACAUCAAAUUGUAAACAUCUUAUUGCAUAAUAAUAACAGAAAUAUGUGUUGCUUUAUUUUGUCCAAAUAUUGAUGCUGCCAAAUGUCACUGUAGAUUUCUUUGCACAUGAUCACAAUGAAGUGCCCUUAAUUUGGAUCUUUUUAAAGGAGUAUAGAAGACAGCAUGAUAGCAUUUGAACUAUGCGCAAUAAGCUUUAAGUCAAAAUAGUUUCAACAUUUUGUACCUCCAGAUUUGAAUGUCUGUUCUCUGGAAAUGAUGUAUGUUCGCUCUGUAAGGCGUAUGUAUCAAGACUGUGCUCCAUAAUAUGUCUGUAAUGUCAUAUAAAUACUGGUUAAUCCAGUAUUCCCAUGUGUCCUAAAGUAUGUUACAUCUAUUGUUCAAACGUUCUGUUCAAGAACACCUGGUUCAUUUGUGUAUGAACUAGAUUUCUUUUGCUUGAAUUCCUAAACCAGCAAUAUACCUGCUUUAGUAGUGAUUGUAGUCUGUCUGCCCAUUGGAAAGCAAUCCCAAAGUUCCUGUGGAAAGGUCACAGAAUUUUAGUCUUCUUUUCCCAGAAAGUAGUGAGCCGCUGGAAUACAUUGGUGCCUGGGAGAUCUCCCUCUGCCUUCAGGAGGGAGUGAGACUAGUUCCUCACUGAGCCAGAGAUCACAUCUUAUAGAAGCUAAGUGUCUUCACAGAAAACGGUUGGGCUGGCACUGGGUCCUUGGAUUUAAAGUGUGACAGUGAAUUGUUGUUUGAUUGGAAGCUUUGUAUUGUUGAGAUGCUAAACUGAAGGAUAUGAAAAGACCAACUGGUCCUUCAAGACUGCCCCACACAUCACAAUGGCUGGAGCAUUGUGACUGGAUGCUUCCACUCCCGCAAUCAUGUGAUCUCCUGGGCAAGGCAAAAAAGAAAAAGAACGGACAAUAAGCGAAUAAAAUACUCUGGUAAAUUAUUUUCCAAUUUCCCGGAUUGAGACUAAUCCGGGAGAUUCCAAAGCCCAAUUGUUUUCUGUGAAGAUGUGAUCUCUGGCUCAGUGAGGAACU